Plodia interpunctella (Indianmeal moth) is the source of this 3101-nucleotide messenger RNA. Its product is annotated as nose resistant to fluoxetine protein 6-like. The record is from RefSeq and is a predicted model, not a curated record. The transcript is spliced from 12 exons. The coding region runs from base 1149 to 3062 and encodes 637 amino acids. Lineage: Eukaryota; Metazoa; Arthropoda; Insecta; Lepidoptera; Pyralidae.
ACCCAGUAUCCUGUUUCUUAAGCUGUAAAAUAAUUGUGAUGGUUGUGGGUUGUAGAUGAGAAUAAAUAAACAUUUAUUAUUUGCUACGGCUCGCCCCGGGUUCACUCAAAUUAAAUCAUAACAAAUUCUGCACCUAAACCUUCCUCAUGAAUCGCACUAUCUAUUGGUGAAAACUGUACAGAAAUCCGCUCGGUAAUUUUUGAGUUUAUUGCGUUUAUGCAGACAGGUGCGAUUGGGGGACUGCGAAUUUUCUGUUCAAAUGAUCUGUAUCCUCGCCGAGGAUGAAUGCGUGCGAUACUUGUUUUUUCUAAGCUUUGUUUUGUUUACAGGCAAUCGUCACUGAGACUGUAGAGGUCGACCCGUGAGGCUCGCAGUCAGAUCAGAUUGAGGAUAACGAAAGAGUGUAGAGUAGGCGCGGGCAAUUCCUACACAGAUUUAUAACGACCGAUUUUUUUUUUAUUGCUGUACCAAAUAUAUCUAAUUUUAUUUUAAAUUAGACAUCAAAUAUUUUUUUGGGAUAGCAAUGAUUGUUUAUUUAUUUCAGGCAACAAGUUAGGCGCCGGCCGUCUUGAAACCCUUCCUCGCGCGAUGAGAGCCAAACUUUUGGUAAAAAAAUGUACUUUUUAAAUUGAAUAAAUAACAUAGGCCUAUAUAAUAAGUACUGGUCUGGGUCAAGACAAGAUAAAGAGCCGAUUGGUUUUUUUGUUUGAGCCUAUUCUGAUCUAGUACAAAAAUCCGUCAGUCUAGUUACAAUAAUUUAUCUUUAGGCACAUCAUACCCGUGCUGAUCUUUAAGAAAUGUAAUCAAGAGGUAUAUUUCUUAACAUCGCGUAUUUACACUCAGCUUCGACUAUUGUUACGCUUUUUUAUGCCCUCAAUGAAUAUUAUAGCCGCACGUACUACUCCGCAGGAUCUGUAUGCGCGUGCCGUACUCUGUGCACGUCGUAUUCACAUCUCGCAUAUACAUUGCCGUGUUACAGAUUACUGCUGGACAGUGCUCAAGACGAGUGAGCAACUGGUUCUUAAAAAUAAUAAUUCGAAACUAAUUUUUUAAAAUAUUUGUAAUGUUUACACCUCUGUAACUGUCGCUGUGCUGACUGUAAAAAUAGCGUUAAAUUUUUUGACAAUAUUUUUUUUUUGUUUUCUAAAAUGGGUUGUUUAGGAAAUAAAGUGUUUGGUGUUGUGAUCCUGUUGUUUUUGUUGAAAAGUUGCGCAGGAGUUAUAUUCAGGCUAAAUGAAACUCAAUACGAGUCAAUGCCGCCCCUGUUCGCGCUGGACCCGUACGAGCCUUGUCUCCGGGACCCUGGCGGGAUGUACUGCUUGGCCGACUUCGACCUGUUCUCUGAGGAGAAGUCUGACCUCAUGCGGCUCAUACAGGAAUACUCCGCUCACUCACUGAAACAUUUCAACCAUACACAAAUUCACAGAGGUAUUUGUGUCAGAAGAGCGUGCAAACAGUACUUAAAGACAUCAAAUUUAACGACGGAUCUAGGUGUCAUCCUUGAGGCGUGCCUCAACGAAACUGUAUGGAAGAGCUACAAACUUCAAACAAGACUGAAUAAAAUUAAUUACUGUGAUAAAACUAAUGAAACUAGAACUUUGGAUGUCAGUGAUAUGGCUAUGGUGGUCGUGUACCUUGUAAUAAUAAUACUUAAUGUUGGUGGAAGUGUUUACGAUGCGGUGAUCAGCAAAAAAUCUGGAAAGGGCAAUUCAUAUUUACUAGCCUUCUCUAUUCGUCGUAAUUGGGCCAAGCUGGUGGAACCCGCGGGCGCUGGUCCAGACCCUAGGCUCGAGAGGUUCAAGAUAUUUUACGGGAUAAGGACAUUGACUAUGAUCUGUGUGUUUUUCUCACACACGAUGCUAACAAUGGCGUUUUCAUACAUUGAUAAUCCUCUUUAUAUUGAAAAGUCAGCUGACGACCCGACGAAACAGAUCCUAUUCAACGGCAACCUGGUCACGUUGACCUUCUUCGUGAUGUCCGGUUUCCUCCUGGCCUACAACUUCCAGCUCCACGCUGAGAAGUACGGCGUCAGCUGGUUCCAGGUCCCGAAGGGCAUACUGCUCAGGUGGCUACGAUUGACACCAACAUUAGCGCUGGUCCUCUUCACCAUAGCGACCGUGAUGCGGCACGCGGGCGCCGGCCCGCUGUGGAAGCUCGUGGUCAGCAGCGAGGCGCGCGCCUGCCGCACUUACUGGUGGGCGCACCUGCUCUACGUCAACAACUACGUGUAUGAUGACGCGUAUUGCAUGCCGGCCACUUGGUACUUGGCCGCAGACACCCAGCUGUUCUGCAUCGGUAUCGUCAUAUGUUUCGUCGCUCGUACUCCUCGAACUCAGAAGAUCAUACUGCCCGGACUGCUGCUGGUCUCCAUGGUGAUCGUGGCCGCUCACACCUACUUCCAAGACCUGGAUCCUGUCGUGUUGCAGACGCCAGAGAAGUACCGCAACCUGUACGAGACGGAUGACACGUUCCGCCUACUGUACACGAGAGGCCACACCAACCUGUCCACCUACAUCCUGGGCUUGGCUGGCGGGUUCUACGUCUACUACCUCCAGCGAGAGAAGAAGGAUUGGAACAAAUACAAGUCUUACCGCUGGGCCUUCUGGCUGAUGAUCCCCAUGGAAAUAGGGGUGAUCCUGUCUGGAGGAAUCUUCUACACAGACGAGGACCAUGUCUCCACACCCGUGAAACUGCUGUAUGCCACACUGUACAAGCCUUUCUUCCAACUGCUCGUCGUAAUCUUCAUCGUAGGAUGCGUGCUCAAGUUUGAAAAUUUAUAUCGCAGCAUUUUGGAGUGGCGUGGAUUCACGUGGACGGGACGUGUUUCUUACAGCGCGUUUCUGUUGCAUUUGAUAUUCCAACGCGGUCUCGUGGGCAUCCAGCUUACUCCUGUCCACAUGUCUGACUAUUAUGCGAUGGUGGUGCUUACGGCCACCAUAGCCUUGUCAUUUUCCAGCGCAGCUCUGCUCUGGAUCAGUGUGGAAGGCCCGAUCAAUGCGCUCACCAAAGCGGCGUUCAGACCGGCCACUUCUGAACGCAGAGACAACGUGCAAAAUGUCUAAAUACACCCGCUGUAAUCGAUUCUAAUAAAUGCUUGCCAA